Plenodomus lingam JN3 is the source of this 243-nucleotide messenger RNA. The record is from RefSeq and is a predicted model, not a curated record. NCBI's taxonomy places the organism in Eukaryota, Fungi, Ascomycota, Dothideomycetes, Pleosporales, Leptosphaeriaceae.
AUGAAUAACAAGGAUCCCGCUCACUUUCCCCCGCCCAGGUCUGCUACUUGCAAUCUGUUGAAGCAUUUCUCUCCUCAGCAUGAGCCUGCCAACACCAAAAUCAUCUAUCCUAUGGGCCCCAACUUCUACCCCGCCUGGGACAAAUCGUAUCCAUUUGCUGGCGUCGAUCUGAUAGGGUUUGCCCCAAUUCAGGAAGCAUUGGCGAUGAAUGUACAAAAGGAGAUGAUCAAGGAUGCUGAAUGA